AUGUCCGUCCGCCCGCUCCGCUUGCCCCUCCUCAUCGGCCUCGGUACAGCGUCGAUCGCGUGCUCGCUCCCCAUCCGCCCCGCGCCGUACCGGUUCGACACGCGGGAUGUGCCGCGACCCCUCUCUCGCGACUACCACGGGAGGGAGGCAAGGGUCGGCGGGUUGGACCCGGAGACCAUGCGCCAACUGUCUGGGGGUUGCGUUACUGGCUUCGUGUCCGGACUAAUUGUCAGCACCUUCUCAAGGAUGCUAGUCCUGCUCCUCGGGCUCUCCGUGAUUCUUGUGCAAGUAGUUUCACAGUACGGCAUCGACCUGGUGCAGCAGCUGCGGCUGAAGCAGCGGGUCAGGAAUUCACGGAUACUUGCGGCCCUGGAAGAGGAACCCGCAUUCAAGUUAUCGUUCGGAAUUUUCUUUGCCAUGUCGGCGUUCAUGCGUUUCGAGUAG
Molecule: messenger RNA, 444 nt
Organism: Durotheca rogersii
Lineage: Eukaryota; Fungi; Ascomycota; Sordariomycetes; Xylariales; Xylariaceae
Exons: 3
Coding region: 1-444 (147 amino acids)
Source: RefSeq, a predicted model, not a curated record